CUCUCCAUCGUAAGAUAUUACGUGUCUCGUACAUUCACCGAGUAUGGAUCUAUCGUGAAUAGAAUCAUUAGGUAAUCAGCGGAUGUGGCCUGCUGCAACGCAGGCGGUUCCAGCCCUAGUAAAGUGGCCCAAGUCGCAGAAGCCGCAACACUCGGUGUUUGCAAUCGCGCACGGGCUAGAGACACAUGUCUUCGACAUGCUGGCGGAGCAGCCGGAGCGGGCAGCGCGCUUCGCCAACGCCAUGGUCUACUUCAAUUCCAAUGCGGACCUUGCACCGCACCACAUAUACGAUACCUUUGACUGGGAGUCCGUCUCGCAGGUCGUCGAUAUUGGCGGAUCGGCGGGUUCCACCGCGGUAGCUCUCGCGACACGUCUGCCGCAAGUUAGCAUCGUCAUCCAGGACCAGGCGCGACAGUCGAUCCCGCCCGCGCUGGCAGACCGCGUCUCCUUCAUCGCACACGACUUCUUCCAUAACAAGCCAGUGCGCGACGUAGACGUCUACCACUUCCGCUGGAUCUUCCACGACUGGUCGGACCGGUACUGCCUGAAGCUCCUGCGGGCGCUGAAGCCGGGUGCCAGGGUCAUUGUGUCAGAUUUUGUCGUGCCCGAGUCCGGGACAACGUUACGGUACAAGGGAGGACUCGUACGGGGCUUUGACCUGGCCAUGAUGGAACUAUUCAACGCCCGUGAGAGGGAGCAGCGGGACUGGCAGAGGUUGUUUGAGGAAGCGGAUUCCCGGUUCAGGUUCGAAGGCGUCAAGGCCAUGCCUGGCGCCGAUCCGGCUUUCAUUUCAGCCACUUGGCAACCGUGAAAUAGCUUCGUAAAUUAAC
Molecule: messenger RNA, 830 nt
Organism: Daldinia vernicosa
Lineage: Eukaryota; Fungi; Ascomycota; Sordariomycetes; Xylariales; Hypoxylaceae
Product: S-adenosyl-L-methionine-dependent methyltransferase
Exons: 2
Coding region: 83-811 (242 amino acids)
Molecular function (GO): O-methyltransferase activity
Source: RefSeq, a predicted model, not a curated record